UAGUGUUACCCCAAGACAAUGGGUUUCAGGCUCUGAUUAGGGUUUUGCCAUAUGUUGAAAAAUGUUCAUGUAUGAGCUUGCAGGGAUCUAGUUACUAUAUAUAUAUAUAUAUAUAUAUUAGGAAGUGCAACUGAAGUCCAUGAAAUGCAGGAGUCACAGAGAGAGAGAGCGAGAGAGAGAGAGAGAGAUGAAAGGAAAAAAAAACUGUGCCUGAAUUCUUGGUGUACACCUUCGAUGGCUGAUGUGCAUUUAUUGAGAGCAAAAGAGGGGGUCAUUCAAGAAAUGGGAAAAAUUAACCGUUUACCUUCAAGAAACUAAAGAAAUUCAAGAACUAGUGUCCUUAAAAUCAGAAAAUGAGAUUAAGAGAAGAUAGGUCUCAUGGUGUGAAGAUGGCUUCAUCGAGUUCUUCCAGCUCACCCUGUGCCGCCUGCAAAUUCUUGAGGAGGAAGUGCAUGUCUGGUUGUGUCUUUGCACCCUAUUUCCCACCAGAAGAGCCACAGAAAUUCGCUACCGUUCACAAGAUCUUUGGUGCAAGCAAUGUUACAAAGCUACUCAAUGAGCUUCCCCCACAUCAGAGAGAAGAUGCAGUGAAUUCCCUUGCUUAUGAAGCCGAAGCGAGAAUUAAGGAUCCGGUCUAUGGCUGUGUAGGGGCGAUCUCUUUCCUGCAGAGACAAGUCCAAAGGCUUCAGAAGGAACUAGAUGUUGCCAAUACUGAUCUGAUUCGAUAUGCCAGCAACGAAAUCCCGGGGACAUUGCCUGCGCAGUUGCAAACGCAGAGAAGGUCUCUGGACUUUGGUAGAAGGAUGGGUGAUGGAGGAGGUUCUUUUCACCCAGUUUCUGAUUUUCCUCUUCCAUUCCCUCCUCCUCCAUGGCCUGACAACCCUAAUUCAAGAAAUAUUCAUGGUGGUGGAGGUGGCAAAAUAUGACUCAGAUGGGCACCUUUAGAAAGACAAAGACCAUCUAGCUAGCUAGGGUUUAUCUCUCAUGGUAUGUACUCUUAUUUUGGGAAUUUGUGAAGGUUAGCACUUUCAGAUUAUACAGUUAGAUAUGGACUGUUGUUAGCUAGAUGUUUGUUGCAACUGUUGUUUAAUUGCUUUGGUUCGAAAAAUUAAGGUUCUACCUGAUUUAAGCUUUAACUGAGGAGACUCUAAUAUUCUAUCGGUUUUACAAGAUAUAUAUGGGAUUUGGGUGAA
Messenger RNA from Macadamia integrifolia, 1193 nucleotides. Its product is annotated as LOB domain-containing protein 25-like. The coding region runs from base 354 to 926 and encodes 190 amino acids. NCBI's taxonomy places the organism in Eukaryota, Viridiplantae, Streptophyta, Magnoliopsida, Proteales, Proteaceae. The record is from RefSeq and is a predicted model, not a curated record. The transcript is spliced from 2 exons.